Messenger RNA from Meloidogyne enterolobii, 1287 nucleotides. NCBI's taxonomy places the organism in Eukaryota, Metazoa, Nematoda, Chromadorea, Rhabditida, Meloidogynidae. The record is from the annotation of a GenBank genome assembly.
GGAUGUUAGUCAGAAAUACCCUCAAAAUUGCUCAAAAUGACAAAAAAUUUUGCCUCGAACUUAUCAAAAGAAAUUUGUCAAUUACUUCAAAAUUGCAAGGAAAUGGGUUUAAUUUAGAUUUGUCAUCUGAACAAAAACAACUUCAACAAGCAGUGGGUAAAUUUACUGCAGAAGAAAUAAUUCCUAAAGCUGCCCAUUAUGACCAGACGAUGAAAUUUCCUUGGGAAAUAAUUAAGAAGGCACAUGCUAAUGGGUUUAUGAAUGUUGAUAUACCUGCUGAAUAUGGAGGCCUUGACCUAGAUUUAUUGAGCAACGUUCUUAUCAGCGAAGCUAUUGGUUAUGGAUGCACAGGGAUUGGAACUGCCAUUUUGGGCAAUGAUUUGGCUGCAACCCCAAUUAUUCUUGGUGGAAGUGAAGAAAUUAAAAAGAAAUAUUUGGGUCAAUUGAUUGAUGAACCUGUUAUGGCUUCUUAUUGUGUGACAGAACCAGGUGCCGGCUCUGAUGUUUCCGGACUUAAAACAAAGGCAGUAAAGAAAGGAGAAGAAUGGGUGAUUAAUGGCUCAAAAAUGUGGAUUACAAAUGGUGGAGUUGCUUCUUGGUUUUUUGUACUAGCUCGAACUGAUCCGGACCCGAAGGCUCCGAGUGGAAAGGCAUUUACUGCUUUUGUUGUGGAUGGUGAUGCUAAAGGUCUUUCUCGAGGGAAAAAGGAAAUAAAUUUGGGUCAACGCUGUUCUGACACUCGAGGAAUUACUUUUGAGGAUGUUGUGGUUUCUUCUAAAAAUGUUAUUGGAAUACCUGGAGAAGGUUUCAAAAUUGCAAUGAAAACUUUUGACAAAACUCGACCAAUUGUUGCAGCAUUGGCUGUUGGACUUGCUUCUAGAGCUUUGGAUGAAGCUGCAAAAUAUUCAUUGGAAAGGAAGACUUUUGGAAUGCCUAUUGCUAAUCAUCAAGGCGUCUCUUUUAUGCUAGCAGAUAUGGCAAUGGCUUUAGAACUUUCUCGUUUGAUGACUUAUAAAAGUGCCCAAGAAGUUGAUCUUGGUCGUCCGGGUGCUUAUUGGGCUUCAAUUGCUAAAUGCUUUGCUGCAGAUACUGCAAACCAAACAGCUUCAAAUGCUGUCCAGAUAUUUGGAGGAAAUGGCUUCAACACAGAAUUCCCAGUAGAAAAAUUAAUGAGGGAUGCAAAAAUCUUUCAAAUUUACGAAGGUACUUCACAAAUUCAACGUCUUGUUAUAUCUCGUCAAUUGCUUCAAAGAGUUGCUCAGACUGGGACUUCAAGCGUCUAAUCUU